CAGGCUCGACUUGAUUGUUCAGUUCUGAACCAUGUGGCCUGUGGGUUUAUUUACAUUUUUUUCUUAAUCAGCUUUUGAGUCUUAAUUGACACUGGCCAGAAGAAGACCCCAGACAAGAAAGAUGGGCGACGAAUGUCUUUUCAAAAGCCUAAAGGGACUAUUGAAUAUUCUGUGGAAUCAAGAGAUACUUUAAACAGUAUUGCCUUGAAAUUUGAUACAACACCCAAUGAACUGGUUCAAUUAAAUAAGCUUUUCUCCAGAGCAGUCGUUCCUGGACAGAUUUUGUAUGUUCCUGACCCAGACUACAUUUCUAGUGUGGACAGCUCCCCCUCUCUAAGUCCUAUAAGUCCCCUAUCACCUACAUCUUCCGAAGCAGAGCUUGACAAGGCUACAGUAAAUGAUCCAGAUGGAGUCCAACAGAAAGAGUUGGGUGCUUCACCAGCACAUGCGUGUGUUCGUCCUACAAGAGUGGUAUCAUCCACUUCUGAAGAGGAGGAAGCAUUUACAGAGAAAUUUCUAAAAAUUAAUUGCAAGUACAUCACUAAUGGCAAGGGUACAGUCAAUGGUGUGCUGCUAGUGACGCCAAAUAAUAUAAUGUUUGAUCCUCAUAAAAUGGAUCCUCUGGUCCAGGAGAACGGCUGUGAAGAGUAUGGCAUCAUGUGUCCAAUGGAAGAAGUGAUGUCAGCUGCUCUGUAUAAGGAAAUUGUGGACAGCAAAAUUAAGGAUUCGUUAACCAUAGAUGUAGAACAGCUGUCUGUAAGGGAACUUUGCCAUUCCAAGAAAGCUGCAAAGAGCAAUACAGAUGAAAUGGAUUCCAGGAUUCGGGAUACAGGCAAUGACAGUGCUAGUACUGCCCCGAGGAGCACAGAGGAGAGUCUCUCAGAAGAUGUCUUCACAGAAUCAGAACUCUCUCCAAUACGUGAGGAACUUGUUUCCUCAGACGAGCUUCGACAAGACAAAUCUUCUGGAGCAUCAUCAGAAUCUGUCCAAACAAUAAACCAGACUAGUGCUGAAUGUUUAACAAUCAUUUCAGACUCAAAUGAAGUUGCCAGUGACUUAAAACCCAGUGCUGAAAUGGUUGUAAAUGUUAAACAGUUUGGUACCCACAGCUUAGGUUUGGAAAGUUCUGAAAUGUCUAUAAAGGGGGGACAAGAACCUAGUGAAAAUAUUGCAGAUAUCCUCCAGCAGUCUUUGCAAGGAUCACACAGUAGUGAAGAGCAUGACAAAGAGGCAGAAGUGGGUAAUGAUCAAGAUUCCUCACUAGGAAAAGAACGAGAAGGAGAGAGUAAGAUGGCAGAGGAAAGUCCAUGUUAUGAAGAUACCACAGAUUCUCAAAAGAAAGAGACAACUAGCAAAGGAAAAGUAGCAAGAGGGCAAACGCAAGACUCGGAGACAGAAGUUGAGGAACUCCGCAACCUCUGGAAGACCCACACUAUGCAACAAACCAAACAACAAAGAGAAAACAUGCAACAGGAUUCACAAAAAGAAAUUGGUCAGAAAACUGUGACUGCAAGAGAUGGGCGAUUAGAAGGUUCUUCUCUUACAAAAGAAAAAAGGCGACAUCGAUCUCACAAGUUUCUGUGUCUCAGGGUUGGAAAACCCAUGAGGAAAACAUUUGUUUCGCAAGCAAGUGCAUCAAUGCAACAGUAUGCACAGAGGGAUAAAAAGCAUGAGUACUGGUUUGCUGUUCCACAAGAAAGGACAGAUCACUUGUAUGUCUUCUUUAUCCAGUGGAGUCCAGAGAUAUAUGCAGAAGAUACUGGGGAAUCUCUUCGGGAACCUGGAUUUAUAGUGGUAAAAAAGAAGGAAGAACCUGAAACUAGUGAAGAAUCUACUACUGAAGAUGCUGCUAAAGAGUGGGAGAUAACAACAAGAGAAGAUAUCAAUUCAAAACAGGCAACAAAUAUCAAAACAGACCUGGAGCCUGAAGCAUUCCGGCCAAAUCUUAGCGAUCCCAGUGAAUUACUACAGCCAGAGCAAAUUGAAAAGCUCACAAAGUCUCUUCCACCACGGACCAUUGGCUAUCCAUGGACUCUUGUCUACAGUACUGCAAAGCAUGGCAUGAGCUUGAAGACUUUGUAUCGAACUAUGCUGGGAUUAGACACACCUGUGCUGUUGGUUAUCAAGGACAGUGAUGGACAGGUUUUUGGUGCACUAGCAUCUGAACCAUUUAAAGUGAGCGAUGGCUUUUAUGGCACUGGGGAGACCUUCAUGUUUACUUUUUCUCCAGAUUUUGAGGUUUUCAAAUGGACAGGAGACAACAUGUUCUUCAUUAAAGGAGACAUGGACUCCCUUGCUUUUGGUGGAGGAGGAGGGGAGUUUGCUCUUUGGCUCGAUGGUGAUCUCUACCAUGGAAGAAGUCAUUCAUGUAAAACAUUUGGGAAUCAUACACUUUCUAAGAGAGAAGACUUCAUUAUUCAAGACAUAGAAAUAUGGGCUUUUGAAUGAGUAUUUAACUACUUCUACAGGGUAUUGUCCCAAACCUGACAUGAAUCAGUGCAGCUCAAAAAUCCCUAGGAGCAAUAUAAUGCACCAUUUUACCUUUCUGAUUUUUUUGGUAAGGUUUUUUUUUUUAGUUAUUAUUUUUAAAUAGCAGACUUUUUUUCAAGCUCUCACAUCUGUAAUAUACUGUCCUACUUUUUCUAAGCUGUAGACACUUUUACAAAAUGGGACAUGUGGACUGAAAAUUAACAUUAGUUACUUUGAGCCUUGCAGCCUACAAAAUUUUCGUAUAUUUAUUACAGUUGCCUCCCAGGUUUCCCACACACACCUUUCUGCAAUCCUGCUAGGGGGCUGCUUCAUUGAAUAUAAGUUAUUAUUUUUGUAUUCAAAUUACGUCUAUGAAUGAAGUUGCCCUCUGUGAACCUAUAUAAGAAGAAAGCUGCGUGUGGGUAUUUGGCAGCAGUACUGCAGAGAUUGGUCUGGACCAAUGAUGGGUUAAUUCAUAUGGUGCCACAAAUAGAUGAGAAGCCUAGCAUUCCUUCUUAACACAUACCAGUACGCAGAUGGUGAAGUUAGAAGAUAUCCAAAGUCAACAGUGCCACUUGUCUUGUUUAUUGUUCAUGUUUAGAAAAAAGUCUGUUAAUAUGUGUUCUAGCUGCAUGCUGAUUGUAUUAAAGAGUGUUUUGCACAUGCUGUUAAUGGUCUGCAGGUUUGGGACAAAUACUGACAAUAUUGAGCUACAUGGCAAGGACUUAUAAAAUAGCAAGGGAAGGUAAGACUGUGAUAGUUCCACAAAAUUAAAAGGCUAAAGCAAGCAAAACUUGGUGAACAACUUGUAGCUAUAGUAGGGCAUUAAAAGUACAGAAACAGAUGCAUCUUUCUUCAACAUAAAGUAUCAGAUAUAUACUGUUAUACUGUUGUAGCCGUGUAGCACAUCAACUCCAAGAAUAUAGCUUAUUCCUGUCCAAAGAAAAAAAUAGUUGUGAUGUUUUUGAGUGGGUCUAUGUUGUAAAUUUACAGUUAGCACCAGCUCUGAUUAAAAUGAGAUAAUGUACUAUAGGUAGACAAUAUUGUAAUUCAGUAGACUUGUGGAAUAUGCAAACUUACUGUCAUGUGACCUCAAAAAAAAUGACAGGCUAGAAUACAGUUCCAGUAGCUCUUGUCCACUUUUGUAGGAAAAUUGAUAAGCCAUUGUGGCAAUAACAGCUCAACAAAACUGUUUGUUUCAAAGCUUUUAUUCUAUGUUCUGGAAAAAAAAAAAAAAAAAAAAAAAAAAAAAAAAAAAAAACCAAACAAACAAAAAAAAAAUUGCUGUUAAGUGUGACAGUGACUGACUUUGUGCUGAAAUUUCAGCUAUUUCAGAUGAACAUUGUAUAUUAUCUUGUAAAUUAAUGUUUAAAGUAGUUUUGUUAUUAUAGAAAAGUGUCGAUUGACGGGUUGCUUAUAGCACUUUAAAUUAUUCUAGAAAUGGAAUAAAAGCCAAAUGGGUUGGCUUAAGUAGAUGUAGUUGUAUAUUAUUUCAAAAUAUUUACAUCUCUGGAAAGUUCUAAAAACUUAUUUGAAGACAGCUUACUGCUAUGGUAAUGAGAAAGGGCAGAUGUUUCAUCUAUAAUAUGCUAAUGCUCAAUAUGAAUAGAAAUACAGGGCUUUGUUUCCUGUCUCUAUGUAUAGCUCUUUAUCCUUACUAGAACUUAGUACAAUGUGUAGACUGAAUGUUUACAAAAUAAGGAAUUGUAAAUAAAUUGAAAUGGCUUUUCUCCCCUUUGGUCUUCCACAGCAGUAUUAUUGUCUUUGUGGAGUUAAGACUGAUUAUUACAACAACAAAAAAAUCCUGUAAUGGAUUUUAAGUACUCUAAGGUCACAGUGAUGUAUAGCAAAUAAAUCUAAAUAUAUGUAAAAAUAAA
Haliaeetus leucocephalus (bald eagle) is the source of this 4346-nucleotide messenger RNA. It is a transcript of the gene OXR1, whose product is annotated as oxidation resistance 1. The record is from RefSeq and is a predicted model, not a curated record. Gene Ontology annotation, biological process: response to oxidative stress. The transcript has 14 exons. Gene Ontology annotation, cellular component: nucleus. Bases 133 to 2448 code for a protein of 771 amino acids. Lineage: Eukaryota; Metazoa; Chordata; Aves; Accipitriformes; Accipitridae.